AUGAAAAUCGAGGAGGUAAAAAGCACUGUGCGUACCCAGCGCAUUGCAGCCCACAGCCACGUGAAGGGACUCGGCCUGGACGAGACUGGAGCAGCCAUACAAAGCGCCGCUGGACUAGUUGGACAGAAGGCAGCCCGUGAGGCUGCCGGAAUCGUGGUGGAUCUGAUCAAAUCGAAAAAGAUGGCUGGCCGCGCUUUGCUUCUAGCCGGCCCACCCGGCACUGGCAAAACAGCCAUUGCUUUAGCUAUAGCACAGGAGCUUGGAAACAAGGUGCCAUUUUGCCCGAUGGUAGGCUCCGAGGUGUUUAGUAAUGAGAUCAAGAAGACCGAGGUACUCAUGGAAAAUUUCCGUCGCUCCAUUGGUCUGCGUAUACGUGAGACCAAAGAAGUCUACGAGGGCGAAGUAACCGAGCUAACUCCAGUAGAAACCGAGAAUCCAAUGGGGGGUUACGGAAAGACCAUUAGCAACGUUGUCAUUGGCCUGAAGACCGCCAAAGGCACCAAGCAAUUGAAGCUUGAUCCCAGUAUUUUCGAUGCGUUGCAAAAGGAGAAGGUCGAGGUGGGCGAUGUCAUCUACAUCGAAGCCAAUAGCGGCGCCGUCAAGCGUCAGGGACGCAGCGACACAUUUGCCACCGAAUUCGACUUGGAAACGGAGGAGUAUGUGCCAUUGCCGAAGGGCGAUGUACACAAAAAAAAGGAAGUCAUACAGGACGUUACACUGCACGACCUGGAUGUGGCCAAUGCACGACCGCAGGGUGGCCAAGACGUGCUCUCCAUGAUGGGUCAGCUGAUGAAGCCCAAGAAAACUGAAAUUACAGACAAGCUGCGUAUGGAGAUCAACAAGGUUGUGAACAAAUACAUUGAUCAGGGCAUUGCAGAGCUGGUGCCCGGCGUGCUGUUCAUCGACGAGAUACAUAUGCUCGAUCUGGAGACCUUUACCUAUUUGCACAAAUCGCUGGAAUCUCCCAUUGCGCCCAUUGUCAUCUUUGCCACCAAUAGAGGCCGCUGCGUCAUUCGUGGAACCACUGAUAUAGUGUCUCCUCAUGGAAUUCCAUUGGAUUUGCUCGAUCGCUUACUCAUUAUUCGCACACUUUUGUACUCCACAUCGGAUAUGGAACAGAUCAUCAAAUUGCGUGCUCAGACUGAAGGUCUCCAGCUGGAGGAAAAUGCUUUCACGCAUCUCAGCGAGAUUGGAACAAGUUCCACUUUACGCUAUGCCGUUCAGCUCUUGACUCCAGCUCACCAGAUGUGCAAGGUUAAUGGACGCAAUCAGAUUUCUAAGGAGGAUAUUGAGGACGUGCAUUCGUUGUUCUUAGACGCUAAGCGCUCCUCGAAACAUCUGUCCGAAAAGAAUAAUAAGUUUAUGUUGUAAGUUUACUUAAAUCAUGUAAAACACAAUUCCAUAUUCACCGAUACUUUAAUAAAUUUUGCAAACUAUCGAGUCUAAU
Molecule: messenger RNA, 1447 nt
Organism: Drosophila hydei
Lineage: Eukaryota; Metazoa; Arthropoda; Insecta; Diptera; Drosophilidae
Gene: pont
Product: ruvB-like helicase 1
Exons: 3
Coding region: 1-1371 (456 amino acids)
Biological process (GO): regulation of transcription by RNA polymerase II; box C/D snoRNP assembly; chromatin remodeling
Cellular component (GO): R2TP complex; Swr1 complex; NuA4 histone acetyltransferase complex
Molecular function (GO): ATP hydrolysis activity; DNA helicase activity; ATP binding
Source: RefSeq, a predicted model, not a curated record